AUGCCUCGAUUCAAAAGGCAUAGUGGUCGUCGCGAUUCAUCUGUGCGCAAUCUGAAGACGCUGACCAUAGAUAUCAAUUCUUCUAGCGAGUUUCCUUCGCUGUCCAGUGGAUCUCAGCCAGCCCAAACCCCAACGCCCGGACAAGCAAUUUGGAGUACCAUCAAUCAACGGUCAACUCAGCAAAAUCUGAUCCAAAGACAGCUGCAGCCUCCAGUGUCGUCACAAGCACCCUCACGAGCUUCGCAAACACAAUCUAAUCAACCUUCGCAAUCCCAUAUUACUCGCGACGACCUAUUUCCCUCAGCUUCCCAGUUCGCGACGCAGUUAGAUGAUUUUCGAAAUGGUGGCCAAGGGAUAAGUGGGCAGCUUUCGAGUAACACCCAGCCUCAGACGGGCAAUAUCGAGGAGUUUCCCCCCCUUGGAAAGCAUGCGGCAACUGAUCUUGGCCAAGAUCGCAGAGAAUCUCUAAUCCAAGCAGGAAACUUGGCAGCAUACGGGAAUACAAUGGCCUACCCUCAAGGUAUCCCAGGACAAGGGAGAGCGUCAGUGGGAAGUAAUUUACAAGGCCGCCGGGAUGGAGGUAGCAUCACUUCGCCGGGGCCCUCGGCGUCAGGUUCGUGUAUUGACGAUUCCACCAGCAUUAUGGCUAGGCAACCCACUACUCGUCCAGAAGGGUUCGCUGAACAGGCACAGCAAACAGCCGCUUUUCCAGAAGAAAAUCAGCCCCAAGAAGCAGCCGCGACAAGUCAAGGCACUGACCAAACUCCCCUCGCACAAAUGAGUGAUCGAGAUAAAUUCGGACUUGCUGGAUUACUCAGGAUGAUACAUAGUGAAAGCCCUGACGUUGCGAGUUUGGCGAUAGGACAAGAUUUAAUGAGUCUUGGAUUAGACUUGAAUCACCCGGAGCCCCUUCAUCCAUCCUUUGCUUCUCCAUUUGUCCCCUCGGGUUCUGGGGUGCCUCUCCAACCGGAUUUCACCCUGCCUGCAUGCUAUAAUGUUGCAAACGUACAACCGCUUCAAACUCGCAUUCCAAGCUUCACCGACGAAACGUUGUUUUACAUAUUCUACAGCAUGCCUCGCGACAUCAUGCAAGAACUUGUGGCUGAGGAAUUAAUGGGCCGAAAAUGGAGAUACCACAAGGUCGAGCGUGCCUGGCUCACUCGCGAUGAUUCAUAUCCAAACCCUGUCGAAGUUGAAAGGGGUGUAAGCGAACGAGGAGUGUACCUGUGGUGGGACACGGCCACAUGGAAGAAAGUCCGGCGCGAAUUCAUAUUGCGGUACGCUGAUCUGGACAAUCGACUUGACCCUGGACGAAACCUCAUGCGCGGAAUGACCUUUCCUCAAGCUUCUUGA
This is a messenger RNA of Uncinocarpus reesii 1704, 1353 nucleotides long. RefSeq lists its product as uncharacterized. The transcript is spliced from 4 exons. Lineage: Eukaryota; Fungi; Ascomycota; Eurotiomycetes; Onygenales; Onygenaceae. Gene Ontology annotation, cellular component: CCR4-NOT core complex; P-body. The record is from RefSeq and is a predicted model, not a curated record. The coding region runs from base 1 to 1353 and encodes 450 amino acids. Gene Ontology annotation, biological process: nuclear-transcribed mRNA poly(A) tail shortening; regulation of DNA-templated transcription.